CUAGACCAGCUGACGAUAUGGCACGUACCAAGCAGACCGCUCGUAAGUCCACCGGAGGCAAGGCGCCCAGGAAGCAGUUGGCCACCAAGGCAGCCCGUAAGAGCGCGCCGGCCACAGGAGGCGUGAAGAAGCCUCACCGUUACAGGCCCGGCACCGUCGCCCUGCGUGAGAUCAGGCGUUACCAGAAGAGCACCGAACUGCUGAUCCGCAAGUUGCCGUUCCAGCGUCUCGUCCGCGAGAUCGCCCAGGACUUUAAGACCGACCUGCGUUUCCAGAGCUCCGCCGUCAUGGCACUGCAGGAGGCCAGCGAGGCAUACCUGGUCGGACUCUUCGAAGACACCAACUUGUGCGCCAUCCACGCCAAGCGAGUCACCAUCAUGCCCAAGGACAUCCAGCUGGCGCGCCGCAUCCGCGGAGAACGAGCCUAUCGAGGGAGGAGAGCGACUGGCCGGCCGGUUUACUUCUUCUUGGCGGCGGUCUUCUUGGGCGUUUUGGCUUUCUUCACGGCCACUUUCUUCGGUUUGGGCGACUUGGGCUUUUUCGUCGGCGGUUUGGCGACCUUCUUUGCCUUGCUGGGAGUCUUGGGCUUGGCGGCCUUCUUGGUCGCGGCGGCGGCGGCCGGUUUCUUGGCUGCGGCUGGCUUUUUGGCCGCCUUCGGCUUCUUAUCGCCGGCUUUCGGCUUGGCCGGUGCUUUCUUGGCGGCCUUCUUGACCGUCUCGCUGCCGGCGGACUUGGCUCCUUCUCCGGAGGAUUUCACCGACAGUUUGAACGAGCCGGUGGCCCCCUUGCCUUUCGGCUGGGUGAGAGCGCCGGACGCUACGGCCGACUUGAGUCGUCAGUGUGCGGCCCUGGCGUUUGAGCGCGUACACGACGUCCAUGGCGGUGACCGUCUUCCUCUUGGCGUGCUCGGUGUAUGUGACGGCGUCACGGAUCACGUUCUCCAGAAACACCUUGAGCACUCCGCGGGUCUCCUCGUAGAUGAGGCCCGAGAUACGCUUGACACCGCCGCGGCGAGCCAGACGACGGAUUGCGGGCUUGGUGAUGCCCUGGAUGUUGUCACGGAGCACCUUCCUGUGACGCUUGGCGCCUCCCUUUCCCAGCCCCUUACCACCUUUGCCUCGACCGGUCAUGUUGCUGUUGCAGUGGCGUUAGUCAAACAGAUGAUAAAAUCGCCCGUUCUCGGUAGUUUUGUCAACUCUGGCUGCUCUGGGAAAAACAUAUCUCAUUUAGCGAGACAAGCUGACGCUAUGGCACGUACCAAGCAGACCGCUCGUAAGUCCACCGGAGGCAAGGCGCCCAGGAAGCAGUUGGCCACCAAGGCAGCCCGUAAGAGCGCGCCGGCCACAGGAGGCGUGAAGAAGCCUCACCGUUACAGGCCCGGCACCGUCGCCCUGCGUGAGAUCAGGCGUUACCAGAAGAGCACCGAACUGCUGAUCCGCAAGUUGCCGUUCCAGCGUCUCGUCCGCGAGAUCGCCCAGGACUUUAAGACCGACCUGCGUUUCCAGAGCUCCGCCGUCAUGGCACUGCAGGAGGCCAGCGAGGCAUACCUGGUCGGACUCUUCGAAGACACCAACUUGUGCGCCAUCCACGCCAAGCGAGUCACCAUCAUGCCCAAGGACAUCCAGCUGGCGCGCCGCAUCCGCGGAGAACGAGCCUAAGUGACACACAAGCGUGCACUGCCUGCCCCGCUGCCGGUGGCUACGACAAACGGCCUUUCUAAAGGCCACCA
This is a messenger RNA of Homalodisca vitripennis (glassy-winged sharpshooter), 1729 nucleotides long. RefSeq lists its product as uncharacterized. The record is from RefSeq and is a predicted model, not a curated record. The coding region runs from base 18 to 1658 and encodes 546 amino acids. The transcript is spliced from 5 exons. Gene Ontology annotation, cellular component: nucleosome. NCBI's taxonomy places the organism in Eukaryota, Metazoa, Arthropoda, Insecta, Hemiptera, Cicadellidae. Gene Ontology annotation, molecular function: protein heterodimerization activity; structural constituent of chromatin; DNA binding.